Caenorhabditis remanei is the source of this 678-nucleotide messenger RNA. RefSeq lists its product as uncharacterized. The record is from RefSeq and is a predicted model, not a curated record. The transcript has 3 exons. The coding region runs from base 1 to 678 and encodes 225 amino acids. Lineage: Eukaryota; Metazoa; Nematoda; Chromadorea; Rhabditida; Rhabditidae.
AUGGGAAGAAAGAUCAUCGAACUUGAUAGGAAAGAGAACAAAAAUCGAUUGUCUUGGGAAAGUUGGUGGACGGUAGCGGAGUGGGUUGAAGACCUUUGGCUCUGGAGUGGUCUGAAAAAGAUAAUUCAUAUUUGGAAUGAAAGUUGUAUGAUUGCUUACCGUAACCUCCUCUUCCUCCUCUUCCUCUUCAACUUCCUCUUCUCCGUCAUUGCUCUCAACAACUUCAGCUUCAUUAUCAUUUGUCUGCUCUCCUUCUGUCUCAAGUUGCUCAGUCUCCUCAUCUUCCUCCUCAGCAACUGGAGUUGUUGGCUCUUGAGUGGUAGUCUUGACAACCUUUGGUGCAGAGGUAGUGGUGAUUGGCUCGAAGUCAACUGGCUUCUCACCCUUGGCACAGAUCAUACGGUAUACCCAGACACGGACUCCUCCUCUGAAAUUUAUUCUGGCGUUAGCAACAAAGUCAUAUUCAGCUCCUCCCUUAUCUCCAUAAAGAUCCUUAGCAGCAACCUCUCCUCCCUCAUAGAAACUUCCAGCAGAGACAACAUCAGUUCCAACGUAAAUCUUGUUCUUGGAUUGCAUGGUACAGCAACGGAGCAAGAUGCUCUCACCGUUUGGAGCCCAUCUCAUUCCGGAGAAGACAUCGGUCUCGGCACGGCAAGAAGUUUGGUCCUAGAAUUAUAA